CUGGAAUACCUGUUGCUGAUGAAAUCACUAUGCCAUCGGUAAACCGGAAUACAUACAUACAUUACUUUAGAUUUCCUUUUACUGACUAGUGCCCAUAACUUUAUAUUUUUUUUUUAGGUGCCGCCACCAUUAUCCCAAUCAUUGUCACCACAAUCUGAUACAUCCAUGGCCUCUCCUCAACAGCAUCAACAACAACAGCAACAAACAGUAACAGUAGACAAUAAUAUUCACAACAAUGAUUUAUUGACUCCUCCUUAUAAAGGUCAUCGUCGUCGUCGUUCUUCAUCUUUACCUUCCAUUUUUUACAGUGCAAAGAAACAGAUGGUUCAACCUGCUCUUAUGCCUCCAUUACCUGAUGUAACAUCUGCCAAUAUGUCACCUGUCAUGGCACUUCCUACUUAUCAACAACAACAGAAACAACAGAAACAACCGCAACAACCGCAACAACAACAACAACCUCCACCACCGCCACCGCCUCCAUUACAACAACGACAACAACCAUAUAAAGCACGAUUAUUACCUAUUCAAAUCCAACGUAAUCCUGUUACCCAUGCUCGUCAUCCAUCCCCUGUGGUUUUGGAUCAACAACAAUUAGAUGAAAAAUUAUUGGCUGUGAAUUUUGACGACAUCACUGUAGCAGAACUCAAGGAAAUGUUACGGGAAAGGAAUCUUUCGGUGGCUGGAAGAAAAGCAGAAUUGACGGAUCGAUUGACUAGAGAACGACAAAGAGUACAGGCGAAAAAAGAACAACAAUUACAAUAUCAUCCACUUGCACCGUCUGCAUCCACAUCAUCUACACCUUCUGCAUCAACUCAAUCUCCUAUGAACGCAUCACCACAUAUUCAACAUUUAACUCAUCGAUUAAGUGAUCUUGGAUUUCAACAACCUGCUUCUUUUCCAAAAUAUUAUCCUUCUCAACAACAGUAUCAUCAUCAACAUCUUGUCAAUACCAGUCCCAUGUCGUUAUCUCAACAACAACAACAACAGCAACAACAGCAACAACAACAACAAUUACAUACGACUUCCUCUUCACUUAAUACUCAACCUUUUUUAUCUUUGGAUCAAUGGGGUGAUGAUGAUAGUGUUAUGUCUCAGUUUUAUAGUUUCAAUCAAUAAAUCAAUAUAUAUUUUAUUUUUAUUUUUAUUUUGUAUCAUUAUUAUUACUAUUAUUAUUUUUUUUUAGUUUGCUAAUGUUUGAUUCCUAUCGUGUCUAUAUCAAGAGUCAUAGUCUUAAAUGACAA
This is a messenger RNA of Halteromyces radiatus, 1241 nucleotides long. RefSeq lists its product as uncharacterized. NCBI's taxonomy places the organism in Eukaryota, Fungi, Mucoromycota, Mucoromycetes, Mucorales, Cunninghamellaceae. The record is from RefSeq and is a predicted model, not a curated record. Bases 166 to 1116 code for a protein of 316 amino acids. The transcript has a single exon.